AUGGUGAACUGGACUCGAAAGGAUUGGUCCCUCAAACUUGAUGAUACUCUAUGGGCCCUUAGAACGGCCUACAAAGCCCCUAUAAGAACUACUCCAUGCCGGUUAGUUUAUGACAAGGCUUUCCAUCUCCCGGUAGAGUUGGAACAAAAGGCUUGGUGGGCCAUCAAGGAGCUUAAUAUGGACCUUGGGGAAGCCGGAAAGAAAAGGUUGAUGAAAUUGAAUGAACUAGAGGAGCUUCGUUUCGAUGCAUAUGAGAAUUCAAGGCUUUAUAAGGAGCAAACAAAGAAGUGGCACGAUCAAAGGAUAAGGUUCAAGGAAUUCAAGGUUGGAGAUGAAGUUCUACUUUUCAACUCUAGACUUCGUCUUUUCCCCGGAAAACUGAAAUCCAAAUGGUCCGGUCCUUUCAAGAUUUCUAAUGUUACUCCUUAUGGGUCCUUUGAGCUAGAUGUGGGCGAUCACAAGUUUUGGGUUAAUGGACACUGCAUCAAACUCUAUCAUUCAAGGAACGAAGUUGGUCGUAUUGAGUGCCUUAGGCUUGAUCCUAUGGAUUACGAGCCUUCUCUUGUUGAGCCUUAA
Chenopodium quinoa (quinoa) is the source of this 576-nucleotide messenger RNA. RefSeq lists its product as uncharacterized. Lineage: Eukaryota; Viridiplantae; Streptophyta; Magnoliopsida; Caryophyllales; Amaranthaceae. The transcript has a single exon. The coding region runs from base 1 to 576 and encodes 191 amino acids. The record is from RefSeq and is a predicted model, not a curated record.